ACGACUUGCGUGGCCCAAAGCUGGAUGGUCGUCCGUCCCACCAUGGCGGGUGGGUAAAGGUUCUUUUCCUGGGCUGUGUCAUUCCACCCAGAGCAAGGGAUAAGCCUGUGAUAGCCGUAAAUCCGGAACCACUACCAAGGUGAAAGACCUUCAAGUUAAUUGUUGGAACCUGCGGCUCUAACACUUCCAGCAAAGCUACUUCUGUGAAAGCUGUGACGAGCAGAGGAAAUGGGACAGGAGAGGAGCUGAAUCCUGAGAUUGUAUCGCUAGGAGCCCCCAAAGUACGAUGACGGUCCUCGGGCCAGCAUGGGGGUGCAUUGGCACCAUGUAAGGAAAGGGGCCCUCCCGUGGCACCGUUGGAGUGGGGCGGUGUGGGGUUGUUCGGAGAGAAAAGUUUCCCAUGAGCUCUGUUUCAGCAAACGGCGAUGACCACUUCCGUGGCAACUAAACAGUCUUGCCUUCCUGCACGUGGACAUUUUUCUUCAUGCAUAUUUCUCUUGCAAAUGGUUCUAUUGUUUGUAUAACAGUAUUUCAUGAGCGGAGAAGAGUUGGAAGCAAAAAUCUGUUCAUGAGAAAUCCUUUAUUAAGCUCCUACUGUAUGCCAGGUACUUUGGGCUGCAGGUACAGCUGUGAAAAAAAACAGAGCUUGUCAGGAAGAUCGGAGGUGCCAAGUAGCAGAGAAAGCAUCCCCCAGCUCUGACAGGGAGACAGCACAUGUCUAAGGCCCACAAGCCUUGGCCCUACCGGAGGAGAAGUCAAUUUUCUUCUCGAAAAUACCUGAAAAAAGAAAUGAAUUCCUUCCAGCAACAGCCACCGCCAUUCGGCACAGUGCCACCACAAAUGAUGUUUCCUCCAAACUGGCAGGGGGCAGAGAAGGACGCUGCUUUCCUCGCCAAGGACUUCAACUUUCUCACUUUGAACAAUCAGCCACCACCAGGAAACAGGAGCCAACCAAGGGCAAUGGGGCCCGAGAACAACCUGUACAGCCAGUACGAGCAGAAGGUGCGCCCCUGCAUUGACCUCAUCGACUCCCUGCGGGCUCUGGGUGUGGAGCAGGACCUGGCCCUGCCAGCCAUCGCCGUCAUCGGGGACCAGAGCUCGGGCAAGAGCUCUGUGCUGGAGGCACUGUCAGGAGUCGCGCUUCCCAGAGGCAGCGGAAUCGUAACCAGGUGUCCGCUGGUGCUGAAACUGAAAAAGCAGCCCUGUGAGGCAUGGGCCGGAAGGAUCAGCUACCGGAACACCGAGCUAGAGCUUCAGGACCCUGGCCAGGUGGAGAAAGAGAUACACAAAGCCCAGAACGUCAUGGCCGGGAAUGGCCGGGGCAUCAGCCAUGAGCUCAUCAGCCUGGAGAUCACCUCCCCUGAGGUUCCAGACCUGACCAUCAUUGACCUUCCCGGCAUCACCAGGGUGGCUGUGGACAACCAGCCCCGAGACAUCGGACUGCAGAUCAAGGCUCUCAUCAAGAAGUACAUCCAGAGGCAGCAGACGAUCAACUUGGUGGUGGUUCCCUGUAACGUGGACAUUGCCACCACGGAGGCGCUGAGCAUGGCCCAUGAGGUGGACCCGGAAGGGGACAGGACCAUCGGUAUCCUGACCAAACCAGAUCUAAUGGACAGGGGCACUGAGAAAAGCGUCAUGAAUGUGGUGCGGAACCUCACGUACCCCCUCAAGAAGGGCUACAUGAUUGUGAAGUGCCGGGGCCAGCAGGAGAUCACAAACAGGCUGAGCUUGGCAGAGGCAACCAAGAAAGAAAUUACAUUCUUUCAAACACAUCCAUAUUUCAGAGUUCUCCUGGAGGAGGGGUCAGCCACGGUUCCCCGACUGGCAGAAAGACUUACCACUGAACUCAUCAUGCAUAUCCAAAAAUCGCUCCCGUUGUUAGAAGGACAAAUAAGGGAGAGCCACCAGAAGGCGACCGAGGAGCUGCGGCGUUGCGGGGCUGACAUCCCCAGCCAGGAGGCCGACAAGAUGUUCUUUCUAAUUGAGAAAAUCAAGAUGUUUAAUCAGGACAUCGAAAAGUUAGUAGAAGGAGAAGAAGUUGUAAGGGAGAAUGAGACCCGUUUAUACAACAAAAUCAGAGAGGAUUUUAAAAACUGGGUAGGCAUACUUGCAACUAAUACCCAAAAAGUUAAAAAUAUUAUCCACGAAGAAGUUGAAAAAUAUGAAAAGCAGUAUCGAGGCAAGGAGCUUCUGGGAUUUGUCAACUACAAGACAUUUGAGAUCAUCGUGCAUCAGUACAUCCAGCAGCUGGUGGAGCCCGCCCUUAGCAUGCUCCAGAAAGCCAUGGAAAUUAUCCAGCAAGCUUUCAUUAACGUGGCCAAAAAACAUUUUGGCGAAUUUUUCAACCUUAACCAAACUGUUCAGAGCACGAUUGAAGACAUAAAAGUGAAACACACAGCAAAGGCAGAAAACAUGAUCCAACUUCAGUUCAGAAUGGAGCAGAUGGUUUUUUGUCAAGAUCAGAUUUACAGUGUUGUUCUGAAGAAAGUCCGAGAAGAGAUUUUUAACCCUCUGGGGACGCCUUCACAGAAUAUGAAGUUGAACUCUCAUUUUCCCAGUAAUGAGUCUUCGGUUUCCUCCUUUACUGAAAUAGGCAUCCACCUGAAUGCCUACUUCUUGGAAACCAGCAAACGUCUCGCCAACCAGAUCCCAUUUAUAAUUCAGUAUUUUAUGCUCCGAGAGAAUGGUGACUCCUUGCAGAAAGCCAUGAUGCAGAUACUACAGGAAAAAAAUCGCUAUUCCUGGCUGCUUCAAGAGCAGAGUGAGACCGCUACCAAGAGAAGAAUCCUUAAGGAGAGAAUUUACCGGCUCACUCAGGCGCGACACGCACUCUGUCAAUUCUCCAGCAAAGAGAUCCACUGAAGGGCGGCGAUGCCUGUGGUUGUUUUCUUGUGCGUACUCAUUCAUUCUAAGGGGAGUCGGUGCAGGAUGCCGCUUCUGCUUUGGGGCCAAACUCUUCUGUCACUAUCAGUGUCCAUCUCUACUGUACUCCCUCAGCAUCAGAGCAUGCAUCAGGGGUCCACACAGGCUCAGCUCUCUCCACCACCCAGCUCUUCCCUGACCUUCACGAAGGGAUGGCUCUCCAGUCCUUGGGUCCCGUAGCACACAGUUACAGUGUCCUAAGAUACUGCUAUCAUUCUUCGCUAAUUUGUAUUUGUAUUCCCUUCCCCCUACAAGAUUAUGAGACCCCAGAGGGGGAAGGUCUGGGUCAAAUUCUUCUUUUGUAUGUCCAGUCUCCUGCACAGCACCUGCAGCAUUGUAACUGCUUAAUAAAUGACAUCUCACUGAACGAAUGAGUGCUGUGUAAGUGAUGGAGAUACCUGAGGCUAUUGCUCAAGCCCAGGCCUUGGACAUUUAGUGACUGUUAGCCGGUCCCUUUCAGAUCCAGUGGCCAUGCCCCCUGCUUCCCAUGGUUCACUGUCAUUGUGUUUCCCAGCCUCUCCACUCCCCCGCCAGAAAGGAGCCUGAGUGAUUCUCUUUUCUUCUUGUUUCCCUGAUUAUGAUGAGCUUCCAUUGUUCUGUUAAGUCUUGAAGAGGAAUUUAAUAAAGCAAAGAAACUUUUUAAAAACGUAGCCAGGUUCAGUGACUCAUACCUGUAAUCCCAGUGACUCUGGAGACUGAAGCAGAAGGAUCACUUGAGCCCAGGAGUUCAAGACCAGACUGGGCAACACAGGGAGACCCUGUCUCUAAAAAAAUUUGUUUGUAAGUAGCCAGACAUGGUGGUGCACACCUGUAGUCCCAGCCACUCAGGUGGCUGGAGCAGGAGGAUCCCUUGAGCCCAGGAUUUUGAGGCUGCAGUGAGCCAUGACUGCACCAUGUACUACAGCCUGGGUGACAGAGUGAGAGUGAGACUCUGUCUCUGAAUACACACACACACACACACACACAUACACAGAGAGAGAGAGAGAGAACUUCACACCAGUGAUCAUCAUUAUGGGUAAUUUUCUUUUCUUCUUCAUGUUUUCCUGUAUGUUUCAAAUGAUGAACAUAUAGAUUCCUUAAUAAAAAGGCAAUAGAAUAAA
Molecule: messenger RNA, 4022 nt
Organism: Homo sapiens (human)
Lineage: Eukaryota; Metazoa; Chordata; Mammalia; Primates; Hominidae
Gene: MX2
Product: MX dynamin like GTPase 2
Exons: 15
Coding region: 715-2862 (715 amino acids)
Biological process (GO): defense response to virus
Cellular component (GO): nuclear envelope; cytoplasm; presynapse
Molecular function (GO): GTPase activity; GTP binding
Source: RefSeq, a predicted model, not a curated record